Salvelinus namaycush (lake trout) is the source of this 3484-nucleotide messenger RNA. RefSeq names its product zinc finger protein 583-like. The coding region runs from base 166 to 1320 and encodes 384 amino acids. The transcript is spliced from 2 exons. Gene Ontology annotation, molecular function: RNA polymerase II cis-regulatory region sequence-specific DNA binding; DNA-binding transcription factor activity. NCBI's taxonomy places the organism in Eukaryota, Metazoa, Chordata, Actinopteri, Salmoniformes, Salmonidae. Gene Ontology annotation, biological process: regulation of transcription by RNA polymerase II. The record is from RefSeq and is a predicted model, not a curated record.
AAAGACACCGUUAUCAAUGAUGAAGGAAUAUUGAUGACAAUAAGCCAGCUAUUCUUACAAAUAUUACUAUUUCUUGAACAAGCUAGCAAAAAAUAACCUUUGUUGGACGUUUUUAAUCUUAAUAGUAGUAGUUGUCACUUGUUUCACAAAAGCAAAGGGUUUAAAAUGUCGGAAAUGCGUGUUUUGCAUCAACGGAUAAGCUCUGUCAUCAUGGACAUAUUAGCCUCCGCUGCGGUUACAGAGAUUUGUAAGUUAGUAGAAGAUUGUUGUGGAGCAUUACGUGCAGAAGUCUCUCAAAGCAAGGAACAAAUCAAAAUACUACAGAAGCAACUCAGCCUGGCUGAGUCGAGUUACAGGUCGGUGAGUUGCAAAGAAGGUCAGACGCCUGUCAGCAGCGGCUCACCGAUAAAUAACAAUAUUUCGGGAAAUUCCCCCGCGGCCAAUGAAGAUGAUGCGGACGACACUCACGAUGACGAAGAUUUUCAGCAGUUCAUUGUCUCUGAAGUGGAGUUUCCCCCCGAGCAGCAGGAGUGGAGCCCCAGUCUGGGGAAAGAUGACUGGAACCCCAUACAGAUUAAAGAGGAACAGGAGGAAUUCAGUAUCAUCCAGGAGAAGGAAGACUCUGUAUUCACUCCUGCCUGGGUGAAAAGUGACUAUGAUCAGUACCCAACUCAGUCCUCACAAAUCCAAAGUGAAAAAGACAGAAUGGACUCGACUGAACAUAUCAAAAGAGAACCUAAGGAAGAUGAUUCCUCAGAGACAACCAGUGACUCUCAUCCCCAGUGCAAAUUGAAGAAGACAUGGACAGAAAAAGGACAAAGCUCGAAUGGUAGAAAAUCCAUGGAUCUGAAAUCACCAGUGCAAAGGAGUCACACAGAAGUGCAACCAUUUUGCUGUAGUGAUUGUGGGGAACGUUUCACUCAGAUGGGAAAACUGGAUGCUCAUAGGAAGGUCCACACAGGAGAGAAACCGCAUAGCUGUGGUGAAUGCGGCAAAUGUUUUACUCAAGUUGGGUACCUGAACUAUCACAGAAAGACGCACACAGGGGAGAAACCUCAUCGCUGUCAUGAUUGUGGCAAAUGUUUCUUUCGAGUUGGUGAUCUGACGCUUCAUAUGAGGAUUCACACAGGGGAAAAACCGCUUUGCUGCCAGGUCUGUGGCAAAUGUUUUGCUCGUCCUAGUAAUCUGAGGUCUCACAUUAGGAUUCACACAGAGAAAUCUUAUAGCUGUCAUUAUUGUGGCAAAUAUUUUCGUCAUAAAGGUAAUCUGACAGCGCAUAUGAGGAUUCACACGAGGAAAAUCACAUCAUUGUCCCUAUAGUAGCAGAUCUUUCACCACUGGCGAUAAUCAGUGAUUUAAAGUAUAUUGCAGUCAGGAUUGUUGUAAAUGUUUCACUAAUUGUUAGAAUAUGAGGAGACCGAGGGGAGGAACCACAUGCUACCAUGACUGGCAAAUAUUUCAUAAUCUUAGGUCUUCUGAGAGCUCUUUUGUUUGAGACAUGGUUCACAUCAGGCAAUGCUUCAUGUGAAUAGCAAAUUCACAUUUUGGGAUUGUUUUUUUUAUAUUGCAGGGCAGCUCUUACCAACAUCUCCAAUCUCGUCUCAUUGAUUGAACACCAGGUUAGCUGAGUCCUGACUCCAAUUAGCUUUUGGAGAAGUCAUUAGCCUAGGGGUUCACCUACUUUUCCCAACCUAUACCGUGUAUGUUUAGAAUAAUGUAUUCAAUAUAGACAAGAAAAAUACAAUUUGUUAUUAGUUUAAGCACACUGUGUUUGUCUAUUGUUGUGACUUAGAGGAAGAUCAGAUCACAUUUAUUUUGACCAAUUUAUGUGGAAAUCCAGGUAAUUCCAAAGGGUUCACAUACUUUUUCUUGCAACUGUAUUCCUCUGGCAGAUACACACCCCUUUUAAACUAUUCAGGGUCAAAGAUAGAUCCAACCCUUGGCUUUCAUCUUAGCUCAUUCAGAUUAGAAGUCAGGCCUGGGCCAAUUCAAGGAAAACUGACUCUGGCAAUUUUUCAGACAAUUGAGAAACAGAUGUACUAUUUUUGAUUAAGAAAGCUAAAUCGAGCUAUUUUUUUAUGCUCUGCUGGUGAUUCUUCAAAAUUUGGGAAAACAGUCAAUGUGCUGAAGUGUACAAAUUCCUCCUCUUCCGUGCCUAAGCAAGUUCUGUCUGACUCUGGCAUCAUAACUGAGAAGAAUGGCAUCAUAACUGAGAAGAAUGGCAUCAUAACUGAGAAGAAUGGCAUCAUAACUGAGAAGAAUGGGAUCAUAACUGAGAAGAAUGGCAUCAUAACUGAGAAGAAUGGCAUCAUAACUGAGAAGAAUGGCAUCAUAACUGAGAAGAAUGGCAUCAUAACUGAGAAGAAUGGCAUCAUAACUGAGAAGAAUGGCAUCAUAACUGAGAAGAAUGGCAUCAUAACUGAGAAGAAUGGCAUCAUAACUGAGAAGAAUGGGAUCAUAACUGAGAAGAAUGUGAUAAAUGAUGCUUUUAAUCAUUAUUUCAUCCCGGCAGGCUUUUUAUUUGAGAAAAACUGGUUUAAUUGACCAUGGUCAGUCAAUCAACUGCAUUUCCCUCUGCCAGCCUCUAGCUGACACGACGGUUAACCUGUCAACUUCUAAUGAAUCUUUUGUUUUCAUUUCAACAAUUUACUAUCUGUGAUGUGCUCGAUGCCUUUUCUUAAGAUUGAUGUUAAAAAAAAUCCCCUGUGGCUGAUAUUCCUGAUACAUGUUUGCCACAGCUCACUGCCUCCCUGAUUUCUGUAUUAUUAACACAUAUUUUUAACCUGACGAUUAUAUAUCUGGUACUACCCCUAAAGUUUGGAAGGCGGCCCAUGUACUCCCCCUUCACAAAGUGGUGACCCUUGUGACCUAAAUACUUAUUGGCCUAUUUCUAAACUUUCUUGCCUUGCUAAAAUAUUAGAAUCCUUGAUUUAAUUCUGUACAUCAGAAUUAAUCAGUCUGGUUUUAGACCAGGUCAAAGCACUAUCUCUGCUCCAUCCCUAGUUAUACAUGUGGUUAGCUGUAUAGAUGAAAGGCAACAUCGUGCUGCCCUCUUCAUUAACCUGUCAAAGGCUUUCAAUACUGUUAAUCACUCACUGCUAAUUCAGAGGCUUUCAAUUGGCCUAGACCAGGCUGCAUGUAACUGGUUUAAAAAUUACUUGACAGAUAUAACUCAAUGUAUAUCUCCUGAUGGUGUUAAAUCAGGUUUUCUGGAUAUUAGGAAAGGUGUUCUUCGGGUCUAUUCUGGGUCCUGUACUUUUUACAUUAACAAUAUCACCUUAUCUGUAAGAUAUUGUAACCUGCACUUGUAUGCCAAUGAUACUGUUGUGUAUGUUAUUGCCCCCACGGUUGACCAGGCUCUAUCUGAACUUCAGUCUGCCUUCAUUGUAUUACAGAAAAACUUUAUUGACCUAAAAUUAGUACUGAAAACUAAGUAUUAUGUUGUUCUCUAGAGCGCAUAAAAAUAAGUCUGAUGUUAAGCAUA